GUGUGCCCCGCACCUCCCCAGCCUUCUGCUCCGUUUAUGCUUCUGCAACGAGUGCAGCAGCCCAAGUUCUUGCUCCGUAGAGAGCGCUGGCACGUAACUUCCACACCAGCCUGUGUCUGCAGUCAGACCUCCAGACCGCUCAGAAAGCUGUGGUCGGCUCCAGUCUCUCGGAGCUCCAGGCACUGGUGGGACUCAGCUGAUGGGGAACUGAUCCUGGCCAGGGCAAUGCCAGCAGCAGGCCCGCUCCCGAACUGCCGAAAAGACAACACUGCGCCCUCUCCGCCGCCGGCGCCUUGGACCCGCGGGCUCUAGGACCCGGCGAGCGGCGCGGGCCGGGGCUCCGCGGCCUGCGCCCUGUUCUGCUGUCAGCGGCCCCGGUGCAGCCGAGGGGGCGAGGGCGGGAGAGUCGCGGCGCAGCCCCGGCCGCCUGGUCCGCGUCAGCAGGGAAGCGCCCGAGCCGACGGGAGCGUAGGGGCGCCGCGGCGGGAGGCGUCUCGAUGCCCUUCUCAGGUGCGCCGGGCAGCUUCACCGCCAGCUGCUGCUGGUGCCCGGCGCCUCUGAGAGCCCUCUGGUAACUACCCGGCUCGGGAGCGUCCGAGAGAAGCGGGCGCUCGGCCGGCGGUGUGGCCGCUCGGAACCACCGCGGCUCCGGGCGCGCGGGCGGCGGGCGGGCCGCGGGCGCGGUGGUGCCGGACGGCCCCUCAGUUGGGCUGCCUGAGGGGGCAGUGAGGCCGGUUGGAGCCGAAGCCGCCGGCCUGGGAGGGGCGGAUGAGGGGUAUGUUCUCCUCAUCCUUUCGCAGUGGCCUGCCCGACCUGAUGGUGACCCUGAACGAUGAGAAAACGCCUUCAGAGAUCGGUCUUAAAUAAACCAACAAACAGAAAGUCUCUGAAGAACUCCGAAGUCACCUCCGAAUGAGCUCUGUCUCUGAAGAUCUGGGUUGCAGACGUGGAGAGUUUAGCAGAAAGCAUUACGGAUCUGUGGAGCUUCUCAUAUCUAGUGAUGCUGAUGGAGCCAUUCAAAGAGCUGGGCGGUUCCGUGUGGAAAAUGGCUCCUCUGGUGAGAACACAGACUACACUCCAGGUACUUGGCACAGAACAGACGUGCAUUUGGAAAACCCAGAGUAUCACACAAGAUGGUACUACAAAUAUUUUUUAGGGAAAGUUCACCAGAAUUACAUAGGUACAGAUGCAGAGAAGAACCCUUUCUUUCUCUCUGUUGUACUGUCUGACCAAAAUAAUCAGCGGGUUCCUCAGUACCAUUCAAUACUUUGGAGAAAAACAGGUACUCAGAAAAUAUGUCUCCCUUACAGUCCCACAAAAACUUUAUCAGUGAAAUCUAUAUUAAGUGCUAUGAGUCUUGACAAAUUUGAGAAGGGCCCAAGGGAAAUUUUUCAUCCUGAGAUACAAAAGGAUUUAUUGGUUCUUGAAGAGCAAGAGGGAUCUGUGAAUUUUAAAUUUGGAGUCCUUUAUGCUAAGGAUGGGCAGCUUACAGAUGAUGAAAUGUUCAGCAAUGAAACUGGAAGUGAAAGCUUUCAAAGAUUCUUGCAUCUCUUGGGUGACACAAUUACUUUGAAAGGCUGGGCAGGCUACAGAGGAGGACUGGACACUAAAAAUGAUACAACAGGAACCAGUUCUAUCUAUACAGUUUUUCAAGGUCAUGAAAUUAUGUUCCAUGUUUCAACCAUGUUACCAUAUUCUAGAGAGAACAAGCAGCAGGUAGAAAGGAAGCGACACAUUGGGAAUGACAUUGUCACUAUCGUGUUUCAGGAGGGCGAAGAGUCUUCUCCAGCAUUCAAGCCAUCCAUGAUUCGCUCUCAUUUUACACAUAUUUUUGCCUUAGUGAGAUAUAAUAAACAGAAUGAUAGUUACAGGCUGAAAAUAUUUUCAGAAGAAAGUGUUCCUCUGUUUGGGCCUCCCCUUCCAUCCCCACCUGUGUUUACAAAUCACCAGGAAUUCAGGGAUUUUGUCUUAGUGAAAUUAAUAAAUGGGGAAAAAGCCACCUUGGAAACCCCAACUUUUGCUCAGAAACGUCAGCGCACCCUGGACAUGCUGAUCCGCUCUUUGUACCAAGACCUGAUGCCUGAUCUCCACAGAGUAAAUAACAUGCUCAAUAGAAGGUCCUUCAGUGACGUGUUACCAGAGUCCCCAAAGUCAACACGGAAAAAGGAAGAAGCUCGGCAGGCAGAGUUUGUGCGGCUUGGUCAGGCAUUGAAAUUGAAAACCACUGUGAAAGGGGAUGCCACAGCUAACUUGGCAACCACGAGCUUUUGUAAAAAGGAGCCUUGGGAAUCUCAAUCUUUCUGCAGUAAUUUUCCUCAUGAGGUUGUCUGUGCAGAUUCCUGGGGCCAGUCCUUGCUGGUUUCUACAGAUGUUGGCAUCUUGUUAAUAGAUGAUGGUCAACCAUCAGUGCAAGUAUUUGAUAAAACUCUCCAAAUAAAGCAGAUGCAUGUGUUGGAAACUCUCAAUCUAUUGAUUGCCCGAACAGACAGAGGGAAAGACUCUCGUGUCCUUGUCUUCAGGCUCAGUGUUGUCCAAAAAGAUAUAGAAACAAAGCAAAUUAUAAGAAGCAAAUAUGACUGCAGAGAAAAUAAACUGGAGAGAACAAAAGGCUGCCAUCUGUAUGCCAUUAAUACUCACCAUGGCAGUGAACUGAGGAUUGUUGUGGCCAUUCGGAACAAGCUACUUCUUGUCACAAAGAAAUACAACCCAUGCACCAGUUCAGCCAGCAGCUCUCUGCUGUCCUCAUCUGAAUCUCCAGUGGAGGAGUUCCAGUACAUCCGGGAAAUAUGCCUCUCUGACCCUCCAGUGGUGAUGACACUGGUGGAUGGACCUACUGGAGACAGUGACAACAUGAUCUGUGUAGCAUAUCGGCACCAGUUUGAUUUAGUUAAUGAGAGUACUGGGGAGUCCUACAGGUUGCAUCAUGUUGAAGCAAACAGGGUUAACUUUGUUGCAGCUAUUGAUGUCUAUGAAGAUGGUGAAGCUGGUCUUCUGUUGUGUUACAACUAUGUUUGCCAAUACAGAAAGGUUUAUCCUUUCAAUGGAGGCUCUCCACUGAUCCAGCCAUCAGCUUAUGACUUCCAGUUCAGCUGGAAUCAAGUUCCUUAUGCUGUUGUCUGUGCUUUCCCUUACAUCCUUGCCUUCACUACGGAUUCCAUUGAGAUCCGGUUAGUGGUGAAUGGAAACCUGGUCCACACAGCAGUUGUGCCUGAGCUUCAACUUGUAGCAUCAAGGUCAGAUAUUUAUUUUAAAGCUGCUGCUGCUGUAAGUGGAUCAUCUGAGAGCAGCUCUAAGGAAAUGAGUUCAAGGAGUCCUCCUCAAACACCGGCAGCUCAUGAAAUGCCAGAAUCUCCUCUUUCUUCUCUGGAAGGUGAAAUUCCAUGCAAAAACCUGUACAAAAUUCCUCUCAGUAAUCUGGUUGGGCGAAGCAUUGAGCGACCUCUGAAGUCCCCUUUGGCUCCCAAGGUCAUCACUACUACAACACCCACUGGCGUUGCCCCUCUUCCAGUCACUCACUCACUCUCCUUAUCUCGAAUGGAAAUCAAAGAAAUUGCAAGCAGAACUCGUAAAGAAUUGCUGGGCCUCUUGGAUGAGCCUAUACCCAAGACAGAAAGUGCACAGAAGCAAAAAAAGGCUCCUCGAAGACAGUCAGACCCCAAGCAGGGAGCAGUAAGAUCAACCAGUAGUGACAGGAUAAUCUCAAGCUCCUUUGAAAGCUUUUCUGAAGGACGUCAUCUUUCCACUAGUUCAGAUCCCGAUACUUUGACAAGCAGGGAGGAGAGCUCACCACCCAGCUGUCCAUUUCAGCCCAUUUCUUUAUAUGAUGAAGACUUCAUUGACUUGAAGUGAAGACAGUCUUAAAACCUUUCUUCUUUACUUCACAUUUUCUUACAAGUCUGUGAGCACUAUGGGAAUGUCACAAACACUGCUUCUAGUGGUAAAAUGUGGCUGGAAGUAUUGGUGAUUAAUCUUUAUAGAACCCAUGUUGUUCUGGCUAGCUCAGCCUGAUUUGGUGAUGCUUGUAUCUUUGAGAUAGGUUAUGUUUUCUUUUCUCAGUUAAUGAACCAUUACUUUUUGUGGCAUUCUAACAGUAGGUAAUCAAAGAGAGGUUUAGGUUGAAAGUGGAGUAAAUAAAAAGCAUUACUUAUUCUGAGCUUCUUAUAAUUUGAAGUACCUGAACGACACUCAGCUGGUUGCUGUUCUUACCAUCAUGAGUUGUUUUACAACAAGGGUAUGCCAUAGGGGAAGAGGACUUUUAUAACAUAAACUACUCCUUUUGGUUUUUCAGUCAAGCAGAACAAAACAAAAGGCUUGCAAGCACGGUUUUUCCAAACAGUGCAGUCUGUCCUUGAAAUGAUGCAGCUGUGGUAUGGUCACUGAAGAAUCAAGGCUGUUCUAUAAAAAUCAGGUAAGAUCUGAAGAUGCUGCUUUCUUUGCUCUGACCUAUCCAUGCACCUCUUUUUUUAAGAGACACUUUAAAACCAUUUUGGUGUUGAGAAUCCCUGAGCAGAGAGACUUUUUAUAGAAAACACUUAACUUUCAAAAUGUUCCUUCAGAAUUGAAAGUUAAAUAAUAAAAGGCAACAAAAAAGGCAAACC
This is a messenger RNA of Dryobates pubescens (Downy woodpecker), 4598 nucleotides long. RefSeq names its product GTPase activating Rap/RanGAP domain like 3 (gene GARNL3). The transcript is spliced from 29 exons. The record is from RefSeq and is a predicted model, not a curated record. Gene Ontology annotation, molecular function: GTPase activator activity. The coding region runs from base 913 to 3849 and encodes 978 amino acids. Lineage: Eukaryota; Metazoa; Chordata; Aves; Piciformes; Picidae. Gene Ontology annotation, cellular component: cytoplasm. Gene Ontology annotation, biological process: activation of GTPase activity; regulation of small GTPase mediated signal transduction.